Lates calcarifer (barramundi perch) is the source of this 4656-nucleotide messenger RNA. RefSeq names its product F-box/LRR-repeat protein 3. Gene Ontology annotation, biological process: SCF-dependent proteasomal ubiquitin-dependent protein catabolic process; positive regulation of protein ubiquitination. Gene Ontology annotation, cellular component: SCF ubiquitin ligase complex. The coding region runs from base 430 to 1734 and encodes 434 amino acids. NCBI's taxonomy places the organism in Eukaryota, Metazoa, Chordata, Actinopteri, Centropomidae. The transcript is spliced from 6 exons. Gene Ontology annotation, molecular function: protein binding. The record is from RefSeq and is a predicted model, not a curated record.
CCUUUUUUGUUGUUGUUGCUUGUAUGGCUGUUCUUUGUCUAAUAUUGUGAUGCAUCAUAUUAUCUUUACUAAAGAUUGAUAGACGCACAGAGAAACGACUCCCCCUGCUGACGGUUCACUGUAACUGCAGGCCAGCCCACUCGCUCAGCUCGACACAACAACACAAACGCCAUCUUUAGCUUAACUACCGAAGCAGCAGAGUUGUGAGACGAAACUAGGUCAGGCGCUGGGAACACGAAAAGACUCUUGAAAAUCUCGCUCCAUAAGCUCGUAGUCGGUGUCUGCCAACCUCCCGACACACCGUUCUGUCCUAUGGUCCAAUGUGUUUGAUCGGUCGGCCAGCUCGAACGCAGUUUUCUUGUGUCGGUCCCGGUUGACGUUGAGUGAUCGCCUUUUCUGAUAAAACAUCCGACGAAGGCGAAAGCCAGGAUGAAACGAGUUCUCCAAGGGAAUGAGCAGGAGGACGGGGGUGGCACCAGUGCCGGGUCUCAGGAGACUCUUAAACGGCCCUGCAAGCAAAGGAGGGAGAACGAUUUGGAGGAGGAGGGCACCCGCUGGGAGUGUCUGCCUCAGGAGAUCCUGCUCCACAUCUUCCAGUACCUGCCUCUACUGGACAGGGCUUACGCUUCUCAGGUGUGUCGAGGCUGGAACCAGGCUUUUCACAUGCCAGAGCUGUGGCGGUGCUUUGAGUUCGAGUUAAACCAGCCGGCCAGCUCCUACCUGAAGGCCACACACCCAGACCUCAUCAAGCAGAUAAUCAAAAGGCACUCCAACCACCUGCAGUAUGUCAGCUUCAAGGUGGACAGCAGCAGAGAGUCCGCAGAGGCAGCGUGUGACAUCCUCUCUCAGCUCGUGAAUUGUUCUUUGAAAACACUGGGGCUCAUCUCCACAGCCAGGCCCAGUUUCAUGGAGCUGCCCAAAUCUCACUUCAUCUCAGCGCUGACAGUGGUUUUUGUCAACUCCAAAUCCCUGUCCUCCCUGAAGAUUGACGACACGCCAGUGGACGACCCCUCCCUCAAAGUCCUGGUGGCCAAUAACAGUGACACACUCAAACUGCUGAAAAUGAGCAGUUGCCCUCACGUUUCACCUGCAGGUAUCCUAUGUGUGGCUGAUCAGUGCCACGGCCUGAGAGAACUGGCUCUCAACUACCAUUUGCUGAGUGACGAACUUCUCAUUGCCCUGUCCUCGGAGAAGCACGUUCACCUUGAGCACCUACGCAUUGACGUGGUUAGCGAAAACCCCGGCCAGCAGUUCCACACCAUCAAGAAGAGCAGCUGGGACGCCAUGGUACGCCACUCUCCCAAAUUCAAUCUGGUCAUGUAUUUCUUCCUCUACGAGGACGAGUUUGGCCCCUUCUUCCGCGAUGAAAUCCCCGUCACGCACUUGUACUUUGGCCGUUCCGUCAGCAAAGACGUGCUAGGCCGCGUCGGGCUCACCUGCCCGCGUCUGGUCGAGCUGGUGGUGUGCGCCAACGGGCUGCGGCCGCUGGAUGAGGAGCUGAUCCGCAUCGCCCAACGCUGCACGCAGCUGUCUGCCAUCGGCUUGGGAGAGUGCGAAGUGUCCUGCAGCGCCUUUGUGGAGUUUGUCAAGAUGUGCGGGGACAGACUGACGCAGCUAUCCAUCAUGGAGGAAGUACUGGUCCCAGAUCACCGCUAUGGGCUGGAUGAUAUCCACUGGGAGGUGUCAAAGCAUUUGGGUCGUGUCUGGUUCCCAGACAUGAUGCCAACCUGGUAGAGAUCUGGAAGAAGGUGUAGGUUUGUAUGAGUUUACGAGUGUGUGUGUGAUGUGUGAGAGUGCCCUCCUGAUUUUUGAGAAAGCUCCCUUCCCAGACAUCACAUGCACCGGCCCGAAGACAUGAAGAAAUAACAUCUCUUUGACUUUUGAUCUGAUAAAAUGUAUGUUCAUUGAUUUCAACUCUACCAUUCAGUUUCAUGUGUAAAAUUUUUAUAUUUAUGUGUAUAUUUAUGCCUAAAUUUGUUUGUUUAGUUGUCAAAUAUAACAUUUAGCACCUUGUUCUCUGAGCCAUCGCUCAUGGGCUAUGAAACCCUGCAGAUUGGUUAUGUGUAGUGUUUCAGGGAGUAUUCAGGGGUGACACUUUACCAGGGGAAUUAACAGGAAUGUCUGGGAAUAACUGGGAAUGAGUGGGGAAAGUUGGGGAGUUAUUCAAUUUACACAGCUUUUAUUUGCUGCAUGCGCAGACUGAUCCGUAGAUAUUUUUACAAUAUGAUGAGCGGGCAUCAAGUAUUAAUCAGAAACCUAACAGUAAUGAGUUUUAUUUCAGUUCAAUAACUUGAUAUACUGAUAUAUUCAACAGAUUGUCGUCAUCACACUACAAAAUAUGUUUUAGGUCCAGCAUUGCAGUAGUUUAGAAAACAGGUGUCUUCAUGUGUGAUGGGAAAAUGCUCAGUACAUUAGAUGGGGAUAAUCACCAUUUAUAAGCUAAUAUAUUUUAUUGAUAUCCAGUUAAAAUCAUCCAAAUUCACAACCUUGACUCUCAUGGAAGGGUUUUGAAUUUUCCUUUUUUGUUUCUGACAUUUCACACACAACCUGGGUAAUGAUAUGUUUUGACUGUACAAGACACAUUUCAUUUUAAAGGAACAGUCACCCUUCACAGUGUGUGCCAAGCUUGUUUGAUCUCGUGACUGCGGUCAGGUAGGCAAUAGCACAUAAAGAUUCCAUGUUGAAUCCAUAUGUCUUUGUUUGAUUUUGGACUCCAUGUGUCUGUCAUCAUCUGUUAUCGCGUCCCUACAUAAUGUCAUCAAAUGUGUUUCUGAGUCACUGCACCAAGUGUGCAAGUGUCUUUCUCCGUCCUUGGAUUUGGAUUUGACAUGGACGGCGCUAAAGACAGCUCCAUCUCCCUUUUUAUAAGAACAGCUAUUUGUGAAGGUGGUGCUCUGUAGUGACUUUGGCCAUAAUCAUGUUUGUUUGUAUAUGCUGUAUAUAUCUAUACAUGUGUAUAUAUCUAUCUAUAUAUAUAUAUAAGAGUGAUGUUUGAGCAUAUUUUUGUGUGUAAUGUACAGUAGCUAUAUUUCUGUAAUGCCUGACACAUGUUCCUAUUGUAAUUGUACUUGUAAAUAUCAAAGUGUUAAAUUGCAAAACAAAAUUUGGGGAUGGGGGGUGGGGGUGGGGGGUAAAAUGUAGGCAUCAUAUAUCUGUACAUUUAGUGAAUCCUACUGAUGCACUUUUACUCUAACGAAGGACUCCGCAGUGUCAUUGGGGCAUGAAAUGAAACACAAUCUGCAGCCUAUUGGUGGUACAUUUUGGCAGUGGUCAGUAAAUCUGUCAGUGAAUCACCCUUGGUAGUUAACUUGCUUUUUAUAGAGUUGUUUUCUAUUCUAUAAAAACAAAGUUAGUUCUGAAAAAGUAAAUUUGCAGGUGGUAUUGUUGAAUUAUUAACAGUUGGAAAGCUUCUGGGAAAAAAAACAGACCUGCUCAAUCACUGCACAAUCAGUCACUGUGCCAAUAGUCUAUACAGUCUAUAGCCUACCUAAAAAGAUAUAUAAUCUGGCUUAGCAUUUCAAAAAUAUAUAUAUAUAUAUUGGAUUGUAAAAAGAGCAGAGAAAAGGCCGAUAUUUUCAAUCAUGGUCAGUUGAAAAACACACAAGAUCUAAAAAACAUUUUUCUGUUUGUGAAUUGAUCUUAGAUGUAAAUGUUUAAUAAUAAUUAAGGAUUGAGGAUUUACACGCGAGCACAGGGCUGCACAAUUACAACCAGUGCUAUCAUACAGAAACACCUGGCUGGCCUAUAAUAAGAACAGUUCUUUUGGCAACUUAAAUUGAUGGUGGUACUUUAUAUUUAGUAUAUAAUAUAUUUAGCUGUUGCAUAAAAAGAUUAAGUGCCACAUCAUCCAGAAACUCCAGAGCUCAUUUGGAUGUGGCAGCUGCUGUAAUAUAAUUGAUAAAAAUGUGAAAAUUAUGAUUUUUUAAUGAGGUAAUUGUGCAGGCCUGAAGAGAUGAGAUGGUGUGGCAGCUGAAUAUUGAUGUAACUGAAUGUUUGGAAGAAUGUGUAAGAAUGAAAUAUUUAUGUCUUGCUAUUGUUUUGUUGCAAUAGAGUGAAAGAAUAAUAUUUGGAACGUGUCUUAAGGUGGACUUAUCAAGGAUGUUGCCUGUGUACUUUGUUUCAACCCUUGGACCAUGCAAGGAAAGAGACCUGUAAAUCAUUAUGUUCAGUUUAAAUGGAUACUUGUUUUACAGAGUUGAUUUUUAUGUGUUGUGUAUUUUGUUUGAAAACGUUAAUCAAAAGGAAAAAAAUCACUUCACAUUAAUGUCUCUUCAGUUGUUCCCCUUUAAUAGGAAUCCAUGAUCAUGUCUUAACUUUUUCUCUUUCUGAAGGUCAAUAAGGCCUGGAAAUUGACUUUUUUCUUUCACUGGCUUACAGUACGUUUUAUUGUGUAUUUAUAAAGACAUGCCAUCUGCUGUUUAUUAUUAAAUGCAUUUGUAUUCAGUGCUUACAGAUGAUUAUUGUAAUAUUCAACUAUAGGCCUAGUUUGGCCUAGUUUUUUAUAGAGUGUACAGUGGCAGUGUGUUGUUUUUAUUUUAGCUAAACAAGGCUGCAUUGUACUGAGAUUUAUUGGAAGGUAAUUUCUUGUACUUUCCCCAAAGAUAUGUAAUAUUUAAGUUCAUAGCCAUAUUAAAAAAAAUGCCUGUUUGAAGACAA